UGUUGCCUGGCAGCAAGAGUCGCAAACAACAACAACAUAGUGUGUGAAUUCGCGUAGUUUUAAAGCGAUUAAAACAAUUGUAUAGUCACUUUAGACCUAAUGAUACAAAUGUGCGGUCAUUAUUUUAUAACUUUUUUUUUUUACCUAUUUACAAAUUAAUUUAAUGCUGUAAACCAUUUACAAAAUUACGUUUUUCAUUUCUUAUAUUUUUAUUGAGCGCACGUUUGAAUGAUUUUGUAAGUGUCAGUGAAGGUGGUGGACAGAAAGGCAGGAGCUGCAUUAAAUAAAGGCGAUGGAGAGGUUUCCAGAGGUUGAUGUCAGUGAAACUGGACUCCUCCAGACUGGAAACAACUGGGAAACAGAACAAGAUGGCUGAGUGUGGACUGGAAAACUGUUUUUCUCCCCUCUCACAAAAGCUGGCAAAAGUGGCCCAGAGUUAUUUUUGAGGAAAAACAUGCAAGUAUAACUUAAACUAUUCUUAAUUUUCAAAGCGUCUCUUCUUCCUGACAAAUAACGUUACCUUUCUGUGGACUUUGUUGUGGUAUGCAUUUUUCACUCGGAUUUUCUCGCAUUUUUCUAUUGCAUAACGUCGUAAAAGUGGAUUUCGAGUUUUUUUAAACUGAAACAAUAACUAUUCGAUAUCUUUGACUUGGUGGAAAUCGAAUUCGAGACUUUCUGAAUCUUGUUGUGGCAUCAUUUUGCACUAGCUUCCGGCUAAAGAGCGACUGAAAUGAAGAUGUUUGAUCAUAUCCAGUUACUGUAAAUGACACGAUGAGCUCCAGUCGCGUCCUUCCUCAAGCACCGCAGGCCCAGGCGGCAUCUGCCCCUGCUGCCCCCGCAUCCUCUCCGCCUUAUGAAGGCAUCGAAAUGGAAAAAAUGCAUCAUGAAGAAGUGGGCCUUGGAGUGCCCGAUGAGAGCACCUCUCCACCCACCUCCAGCUCCCGACGGGCAUGGAGCCGGGAUAACCCAGGAUUCGAACCGGAGGAAGGGAUGAUGGAAGCGGACUGGCCCCCGGCGAGCCCCGGCCGGCGGUCUGUAUCCAAGGCGUCCAGCAGCGGCAGCGGACCCGGGAGCUUCUCUGGCGUCAGUGCGCAGAUCAACAGAGGACUGUAUCCAACACCACCAGCACAAGAACACCGCAGCUGUGGGAAGAGGAUUCUGGAGAAAAUGAGAGUGCUGUGGGACACUCGUCUUUUGGGUGAGAGCAACAGUAACAGAGAGAUGUACCUGAAAACCGUCCUUCGAGAAAUGAUUACCUACAUCCUCUUUCUGGUCACCCUCUGCAUAUUAACCUAUGGAAUGGUGAGCUCCAACAUGUACUACUACACCAAAGUCAUGUCCCAACUCUUCCUGGAUACACCACUGGCAAGCGGAGAACCCACGACCUUCAAGACCCUUUCAACCAUGGAGGACUUCUGGAGAUUCACAGAAGGCCCCUUUCUUGAUGGCAUGUACUGGGAGUUGUGGUACAACGGCAAGAGCCUGCCAGAAAACCAGAGUUUGAUCUACUACGAGAACCUCCUGUUGGGUGUCCCACGUCUCCGGCAACUCAAAGUACACAAUGAGUCCUGUUCUGUCCAUGAGGACUUGCGGGAUGAAGUUUACGACUGCUACAGUGUCUAUUCUCCUUCCAAUGAGGAUAAGUCACCGUUCGGACCGAAAAAUGGCACAGCGUGGAGAUACUCAGAGGAGAGCAGUCUGGGUGAGAGCAGCUACUGGGGUCAGGUGUCGACUUAUGGUGGUGGAGGUUACUACCAGGACCUGUCACGCACUCGAGAGAAGUCAGCCAGUCAACUGCAGGAGUUAAAAAACAACCUCUGGUUGGAUCGGGGCACUAGAGCAGUGUUCCUGGACUUCUCCAUCUACAAUGGCAAUGUUAACCUGUUUUGUAUUGUCAGGUUGCUGGUGGAGUUUCCAGCCACAGGGGGCGCUAUGACCUCCUGGCAGUUCCAGACGGUGCGUCUCAUCCGAUAUGUGUCUAGCUGGGACUACUUUGUGGGGAUGUGUGAGGUGGCCUUCUGCCUCUUUGUGCUGUAUUACCUGGUGGAAGAAGUUCUAGAGAUCCGCCUGCAUCGUUUGCGUUACUUCAAGAGCCUGUGGAACUGCUUGGAUGUUCUCAUUGUUGCACUCAGCGUUCCAGCCAUCAUUAUGAACAUCUGCAGAACUUCAGCGGUCAGUCACAGACUUCACUUCCUGCUGGAGAACCACAACACAUACCCCAACUUUGAGCCGCUUGCUCGCCUUCAGGUUCACUUCAACAACCUGGCUGCCAUCAUUGUCUUCCUCUCAUGGGUGAAGCUUUUUAAGUUUAUUAAUUUCAAUAAGACCAUGAAUCAGCUGUCCACCACCAUGUCACGCUGUGCCAAGGACCUGAUGGGCUUCUCUAUCAUGUUUUUCAUCGUGUUCCUGGCCUACGCUCAGCUGGCGUAUUUAGUGUUUGGAACUCAAGUUAACGACUUCAGCACCUUUCAGGCCUGCAUUUUCACACAGUUCCGGAUCAUUCUUGGAGAUUUUGACUUCUCAGAAAUCGAGGAGGCCGACAGCGUGCUGGGGCCGAUUUACUUCACCACCUUUGUGUUCUUCAUCUUCAUGAUUUUACUGAAUGUGUUCUUGGCCAUCAUCAAUGAUACUUACUCUGAGGUGAAAGCUGACAUGGCCCAGCAGAGGUCAGAGAUGGAAUUCACAGACCUCAUCAAGAAGGGCUAUAACUGGGCGAUGGUCAAACUCAAGCUGAGGAAGACCUCCAUCAAUGACAUCCCAGACAGUUUACACCAGGCUGCAGGCAAACUCAGCUUUGAUGAGCUCCGACAAGACCUCAGAGGAAAGGGCCAUUCGGAUGCUGAGAUUGAAGCCAUUUUUGCCAAGUAUGACCUUGAUGGAGAUCAGGAACUGACUGAACACGAGCACCAGCAAAUGAGAGAUGACUUGGAGAAAGAGAGAGAGGACUUGGAUCUGGAGCACAGUUCGCUGCCCAGGCCAGUGAGUGGGCGGAGCUUCUCUCGUAGCCAGGAUGACUCGGAGGAGGAUGACGAUGAGGACAGUGGACACAGCUCUCAUCGCCGUGGCAGCAGCUCAGGAGGCGUGUCAUACGAGGAGUUCCAAGGGCUCGUGCGUCGAGUGGACCGCAUGGAGCACUCCAUCGGCAGCAUCGUUUCAAAGAUUGAUGCCGUUAUCAUGAAGUUAGAGGUCAUGGAGAGAGCCAAGAUGAAGAGGAGGGAUGUGCUUGGACGGAUCCUGAAUGGAGUCAUGGAGGAUGAGAGGUUGGGCCGGGAUCCAGAGCUGCAACGAGAGCAAAUGGACCGGCUGGUGAGAGAAGAACUGGAGCGUUGGGAGUCUGAUGACACCAUGGCACAGGUGAGCCACCGUCAGGCCACUCCCAUCAUCCCAUCUGCUCAGCUCCACCCACGCAGUGCCCGCUCAUCCUCCUCGCUGUCCAAUGAGGGCCCGGAUGGUACGGCCAGUGGGGCUGCCCAUGUGUGAAGGGUUUUGAUUGCAAAAACAUCCCUACAGAUCAUGAAGUCCACAAUUUGCUCUCCAGUGCCACGUUUGGUGCAGUGCACUGGGCAAAACAUACUUAAACGUCUUAAAGAACCACCUCAAAGCCACAGCAGUAGAGUUAAAUAGUCCUGCAAAAAAGCUAUUCAUUUGGAUUUCUUUAUAUUAAAGUUAAAUGGGGCUUUAUAAUGCAAAAAUUAAGAUAAAUGGUUUUUAUGCGACCAGGAAGUUCUAAAACAGUUUCACUAUUAAUGAAAAUACAUUUUUGAGGAUAUAAAGGGAAUUCAAUUUUAAGGUCAGUCAGUGGCCGCUUAGCUUUGGUUUGCUUGUAUUAACUAGGUACAAUUAAAUGCAUUUUCAAAUUGAGGUACAUUUAGCUUUUUUCCAGCAAUCUUAGCUAUGAUCACUUCUAUUCAGUAUAUUAUUUCUCAUUCACUGCAUGCAAUGGUCCAUUUUCAUUAAAUUACUAAUAACAUCUAACCAAAAAAUUCAAGUAAAUUCUAUGUGAACCUGAUGGUCACUAAAAUCAACUCGCCAGCAGCUGGUUAGAAGAAGCCAAUGCAAAAAUGGCUAAGAACAUGUGUUUAUCACGUUUGUUCAUAUGUUUAUAUUUUAUAUCCGAUUUUUUGUACUGUAUCUUGCUAUAAUUGAAUGCACUGCUUACGGUUUGGUUGAAAUCCAGUAUACUUAGACCCCAAUAUGACCCACAGUAUUAAAGUCAUCAGUAUUGAAGAAACCAGUUGGAAAGCUUACACUAAUUAAUGUAAUGAAGGAAAUAAUAUUCAACAAGGAUCAGUAUCUUUAUAAAUAUACGUGUGUGUGUAUAUAUAUAUAUAUAUAUAUAUAUAUAUAUAUAUAUAUAUAUAUAUAUAUAUAUAUAUACAUAUAUAUAUAUAUAUAUAUAUAUAUAUAUAUAUAUAUGAUGGAACAGAAGAAAUGUAUGAAAACAGCUAUUCAAAAAACAGAAGUAUAAAGCAUCUUUGAUAUGAAAAGUAAACAAUUAAAAUUCUCAAACAAUGAAGGUGCUCACACAAUGCUUUGUUAAUGAGCUUUUGUGAGAUUUUCACUCCGUUUAUAGUUUGCUUUGCAUAUUUUGCAGUUCACAUCUCAUUUUAAGUGUGGCAUGUUUUGUUAAACAUAUAUACUUACAUUUCCUUUUUAUAUAAUUAUGAUUCCUAAAUCAUUUUGAUACUUUUUUUAUUUUUAAACAAACUUCAAUUUGGAGUGCAUCUGAUUUCAUGGGAAACCCAUGUGUAUUUGUCUCAAGGUAGGAUUUGCAAAGCUUUUCAUAAUUCCCUAAAUGUAAAGUGUAGAAUUUCUGCACAACUAGCAUCAACAAACUGCUGAAAUAAUGGUUUGCAAAGAAUUUGUAGAAAUAUACGGUCAAACAGGUUAUGUUAUGUUGUUAUGUUAUGUUGGGUCGCUCAAACAAAUCAGUGUUUGGUGCUGCUAGAGAAGUAGAAAUUACACACUUUUUCCUGAAAACUUAAUAAAAAUGUUAAAAACUGUCUUUUUCAUUUGUGCAAUUACCUUUGUAACUUUGUAUGGUACUCUGUAAUUGGCAGAAUGUUAUUUACAGUUUAAUAUAACAAUCAAAAUAAAAAAUAACAUCUACUCAAA
Molecule: messenger RNA, 5115 nt
Organism: Carassius auratus (goldfish)
Lineage: Eukaryota; Metazoa; Chordata; Actinopteri; Cypriniformes; Cyprinidae
Product: polycystin-2-like
Exons: 14
Coding region: 772-3480 (902 amino acids)
Biological process (GO): release of sequestered calcium ion into cytosol; detection of mechanical stimulus; potassium ion transmembrane transport
Cellular component (GO): membrane
Molecular function (GO): calcium ion binding; voltage-gated sodium channel activity; muscle alpha-actinin binding
Source: RefSeq, a predicted model, not a curated record